Molecule: messenger RNA, 1064 nt
Organism: Sciurus carolinensis (gray squirrel)
Lineage: Eukaryota; Metazoa; Chordata; Mammalia; Rodentia; Sciuridae
Gene: Ccs
Product: copper chaperone for superoxide dismutase
Exons: 8
Coding region: 95-919 (274 amino acids)
Biological process (GO): removal of superoxide radicals
Molecular function (GO): copper ion binding
Source: RefSeq, a predicted model, not a curated record
GGUGGCUCCCGGGGCUCCGCCCCCCGCGUCGCUGCGCCGGGUUGUCCUCCGGACUUAAGUAGUUGGGGUCAGCCGGGCGGUGACCAGGUCUAGGAUGGCUUCGAACUCGGGGGACAGUGGGACCCUGUGCACGUUGGAGUUCGCGGUACAGAUGACCUGUCAGAGCUGCGUGGACGCGGUGCGCAAGUCCCUGCAAGGGGUGGCAGGUGUCCAGGGUGUGGAGGUGCAGCUGGAGAACCAGAUGGUCUUGGUGCAGACCACUCUGCCUAGCCAGGAGGUGCAGGCGCUCCUGGAAGGCACUGGGCGGCAGGCCGUACUCAAGGGCAUGGGCAGCAGCCAGCUGCAGAAUCUGGGGGCAGCAGUGGCCAUUCUGGGGGGCCCUGGCACCGUGCAGGGGGUGGUGCGCUUCCUACAGCUGACCCCUGAGUGCUGCCUCAUCGAGGGAACCAUUGAUGGCCUAGAACCUGGGCUGCAUGGACUCCACGUCCAUCAGUAUGGUGACCUCACGAGGAACUGCAGCAGCUGUGGGGACCACUUUAACCCUGAUGGAACGUCUCAUGGAGGCCCCCAGGACUCUGACCGGCACCGCGGAGACCUGGGCAAUGUCCAUGCUGAUGCUGAUGGCCGAGCCGUCUUCCGGAUAGAGGAUGAGCUGCUGAAGGUAUGGGACGUGAUUGGUCGCAGCCUGGUUGUCGAUGAGGGAGAAGAUGACCUGGGCCGGGGUGGCCACCCCUUAUCCAAGAUCACAGGGAACUCAGGGGAAAGAUUGGCUUGUGGCAUCAUCGCACGCUCUGCUGGCCUUUUCCAAAACCCCAAGCAGAUCUGCUCCUGUGACGGCCUCACCAUCUGGGAGGAGCGAGGCCGGCCCGUUGCUGGCGAGGGCCGAAAAAACUCAGCUCAGCCCCCUGCUCACCUCUAAGCAGGGCCUCACCUGGGGUCUGUUCUGUCCUCCCUGCUGAGCACCUUCCCCCUGCAGAGGAAGAGGAGCGAAUCCUGCUUGCUCAGUCUUAGGAGGGUUAUUGUGAAGUUCCUUUGGCAAAUUAAACUUUUAUUUUCAUAUGGAA